AGAGCAUGUUAGCACGCACGGGUUGCAGACGGAGCAGUGUUCGAUGUGCAACAAGUGGUUCGCUUCACUGCGACAUCAUACUCCACGAUGUGGUAACCACGCCGAUUACCAUGACAGCUCCGAGUCUUCUGAUGAUUCCAGUGAAGAAGCGCUGACGUCUCGAAAAGCUGGGAAGGUUGAAUCUUCAAAGAAACACUUUCAGUGUGUUGAAUGCGUGAAGGAGUUUCGUUCGCGUGCCCUUUUGCAGGCGCACAUGAAGACUGAUCACCCGGCACUGAAAUGUAUGGUUUCUGACGAAGUGUUCGGGAGUGAUGAUGAUCUGCAGCAGCAUAUGCUCGCUCACAGCAACAAAAAUCAGCUGAAAUGUGAAAUCUGCAAGAAAACGUUCCAGUCAUCGCGUAUCUUUGCGGCGCACGUCAGAGAGCAUGAAAACGGGAAAUUAUCUGAACCUGUUGCAGAAGAGCUUGUGCCUAAUGAAUGCGUAGUGUGCCGGAAGUCAUUUGCGGAUUUUCUUCAGCUGAAUCAGCACGUGAAAAAGCACAAUGUUAACGGUGGAUUUGACUGCGCGAUGUGUAAUGAAGCGUUUCCCUUCUAUCAUUUAUUAUCGCGCCAUGUGAUGGAGGAACAGCAUUGGCGUCCGAAAACCGGCUUUCCAUGCAGCGUCUGCGACGAGGAGUUGCCGGAUGAAAACGCCUUGCAGUUGCAUUUAUUUACGCACCAUGAUGCGGAGUUGACGGUCAAGUGUUAUCUGUGCGCGGAACGUUUCACGUGCAACGGCGAUCUCGACGUGCACAUUGCUGCCGCGCACGCAAUGGCAAAUGUGGAUGAUUUCGAAAUGGAGAUGGAUGAGGAGGUUGGCCGGGAAUGUUAUCGGGAAUUGAUGGCGGGAUUGACCGACGACAGCAACGAAUACUGAUCGUUGCAGGACUUUCUGAUCCGCAUCUGCUGGAAUAGCGGCAUGUUAACGACUGUGGUUUGAAAGCUGUUCGCUGAUAUUACACUUCGGUAUCGGCUUGUGUUUUGAUAUUUUUGUAUUAAAUACCUUCUGUGAUACCAUGGGGAUAUAAGUGAAUACUUUCCAAGCAAAAUAUUAGUGGGUUAUUGAUGGGAAUCUGUUGUCAACUGGCUGUUUCAUUUAGACUGAUUUAGUUUGUGCAAUCAUUAACGGGUCCAUUUGGUGGUAUCGGUGUGAGUACGCAUUUCAGGGAUUCUUUUAGUCUGUUGUUGCCUUUGUUUUCUACAUGCUAGGGGACAGUGUUUAUGUAAAGACGCUGUCGAUUUUGUAAAGAAUUCCUCGAUAGAA
Molecule: messenger RNA, 1303 nt
Organism: Paramacrobiotus metropolitanus
Lineage: Eukaryota; Metazoa; Tardigrada; Eutardigrada; Parachela; Macrobiotidae
Product: zinc finger protein 26-like
Exons: 2
Coding region: 44-916 (290 amino acids)
Biological process (GO): regulation of transcription by RNA polymerase II
Cellular component (GO): nucleus
Molecular function (GO): RNA polymerase II transcription regulatory region sequence-specific DNA binding; DNA-binding transcription factor activity, RNA polymerase II-specific
Source: RefSeq, a predicted model, not a curated record